AUGGUCAUAAAAAAAUCAUCACUAAUCUGGUUACUUGAACAACACCGGGCAAGAGUUAAUAGUGAUUGUUUGCUUCGUUUUUUUAACUCUCGUUGUGACCAAGGUGCUCAACAAAUAAAUAAAAUAAAAUGUAAUCAAACAAAAUGUUCAACUCAGUCAGAUAUUGAAGUCAACACAGAUAGUUCUGAAGAAAGUGAUAUCCAAUCAGAAUCGACUCCACCAAUAAGCCCGUAUCAAUCUGAUGACAGCAAUGAAGAGGAUAAAGAUACACAACAAAUCCAAUUAAAAAUUGAAAUUUAUUAUGCCAUUAGAUAUGAUAUUAAUUGGUACAUUGGUAGGUUAUUAAACAUUAAAAAUGACCUAGGUAUGCAAGAUAAAAUUUUUAAAAUCCAAUCUUGA
Molecule: messenger RNA, 399 nt
Organism: Macrosiphum euphorbiae (potato aphid)
Lineage: Eukaryota; Metazoa; Arthropoda; Insecta; Hemiptera; Aphididae
Source: the annotation of a GenBank genome assembly